UUCAGACAAGCUGUAGCUGCCUGAGAAGGAGGGCAGAGGAGGGAUUCCAGUCGCGUACUUCAUUUUGGUGAUUUCGACAAAGUGUCUCAAAAAAUAAUUUCUUUGCAGUGUACGGUGGCUAAAAAUUAAAUAUAAGGAACAAUGUCACAUCAGACGGGAAUUAAAGCAAACGAAGCGCUGAAGAAGAUUUUUGCCAAAUGCAGAGAUGGAAAGAUCAGAGUCUUGAAAGUUUCGAUAGAAAAUGAGGAACUAUCUCCAUCAACAUCAGCGAAACCCGUAGGAAAAUGGCGAGAUGACUACGACAAAAUGAUCAAGCCAUUGAUCGAGGAAAAUCAGCCUGCAUAUAUUCUCUAUCGUCUCGAUACUAAAUCCGAUUCCGCGUAUGAUUGGCUCUUCAUUUCCUGGUCACCGGACACUGCACCAAUUAGGCAAAAGAUGCUUUACGCUUCCACGAAAGCAACGCUCAAACAGGAAUUCGGCUCAGCCUCCAUAAAGGAUGAAUUGCACGGCACGGUUCCUGAAGACAUAAGUUUAGAAGGUUAUCACAAGCACAAAAGAAACGACGCUGCCCCGGCACCAUUAACUAGCGCCGAGGAGGAAUUAGCCGAACUGAAAAAAACGACUGUACAUACGGAUUAUAGCGUGGAAACGCGACAUCAAACUUUGAGCGGGGUGGCCUUCCCUGUCACCGAAGAAGCUGAACAAGCGAUCACGGAUUUAGGAAAAGGAUUGUACGAAUAUGUUCAACUGAAAAUUGACAUAGAGGAGGAGAAAAUUCAUUUAGUUAUGGCAGGAGAAGUUUCGCUGGAUAAAUUGCCGACUAAAGUCCCUUCUGAUUCUGCGAGAUAUCAUCUUUACAAUUUCAAGCAUACGCACGAGGGAGACUAUAUGGAAUGCAUAGUUUUCAUAUACAGCAUGCCAGGAUACAGUUGCAGUAUCAAGGAAAGAAUGUUGUACUCUUCGUGCAAGGCGCCUCUUCUGGAUCUAAUUCAGUCACUGGGAGUACAUAUUGCAAAAAAAUUGGAAGUAAAUGACGGAGAAGAGUUAGCGGACAUGAUGGAAGAUCCUCCGAUCAUAAGGGAACCGGGAUCAAAAACCCCUGGGACCCCGUCAACGCCAUGUAUCCCCACGAAUCCCGUAGUCGAUAAAAAAUACAAGCAAAAGCGUUCCUGCGUGUUGAGUUAACAGAUUGAAUUUGAUACUGCCGCCGCUUGCCAUUGUUUGAAAGUUGUUUUCCGUGUUUCGAUCGUUAAGUAAUACCUUCCAUCACAAAGUUCGAAUUUGUUAUUUGUGAUAGUACAAUAGGGUUGUCAUAGAUAAGAGGCAGAGCUUAAAGCUGAUCAAGUCUUUAUUUUUGGAAAGAUUAUAUCAACAUAGAUAAUUGAAACACAAAUGACACAAAUAUUGGAUAUGACUGACUCAGCUUUUGAGUUACUCUUUAUUUUUAAGGCUUAACUUAAACUUAGAUUGACGCAGGGCUGUUACAAAGUCACUUUCAGCUACUUUUUUUUAGAGCAAAAGGUUCGAUUUAGUGCGUUUUCGGCAUAAUUAUAAAACAAUUGAUACUUAACUAUAAUAAUACUAGUUAAAAAAAAAAUUAUUUAUCAUUUUUUGUUAAAUCACUUUAAUCUGGUUUAAAAAUACGAUUUUUAAAAUGCAAAGAUACAGGAUAUCACAAUGAUUAUGUGCAUUAUAGAAUAUAGAGAAAAACUUAAAUUCUACAUCAUAAAAUUGAAUUGAAUUAAAACAGUCUUUAAACUUUUAUGCUUUAUUAAAAUCCUUUUUACUUUUGCAAAUUUAAACUUACCUCGUAAGGUUCAUUUUCACUCAGACGUUUCAUAGUUGUAAACAUUUUCAAUUUUGCGGAUGAAUAACUCUUAGGGGAAAAAAUGAUAAAAUAAAGGAUUUACAGUAUGCAUAAAUCUUGUAUUUUAUCCCUCUGAAAAAUUUGGAUUCAGUUGCGAGCCUUUUUCUCCCGAAAUAUCAGUUUUCCAAAUAGCUCAAUUGAUUUUAUUACCGGUUCCUGAAUUUUUUCGUUUUCUUCCUACAGUUUAGAGUUUCAAACCGAAAAUUUUCAUAUAACAGCAUAAAAUGUUGAAAAAAGGGUACAACUAUUAACAGUUUGGCCAAAGAUUAAGUUAGCCAGGUAAGUUUCAAUUUGAAAAACUAAACAGAACGUUUUUAAUAUGGCUAUGUAAGUGCUAAAAAUGGUUGCUUUAGUUGUUAAAACACAAUUUUCUUUUAUUAUUUCACAAUAAAGUUAGUUUUGGAGUUUAAAGACGGUUGAGUACCUCUGAGUGAGUUAAUUCAAUUCAAUUUUGCAUCGUAGAAUUUGAGUUUUUCUCUGUUCUAUAAUGGACCUAGCGGCUUGGGGAAUAAAUAUAAAAAUAUGUUAAAGGUAUCAAAUUACUCGUCAUGGAAAACCAAAAUAAGCAUAGUUUUUUUGUUUGUUUUUUUAAUGUAAAAAAAA
Messenger RNA from Belonocnema kinseyi, 2470 nucleotides. It is a transcript of the gene twf, whose product is annotated as twinfilin. The transcript has 5 exons. Bases 142 to 1185 code for a protein of 347 amino acids. Gene Ontology annotation, biological process: actin filament depolymerization; barbed-end actin filament capping; regulation of lamellipodium assembly. Gene Ontology annotation, molecular function: actin monomer binding; actin filament binding. Gene Ontology annotation, cellular component: myofibril; cytoplasm; actin filament. The record is from RefSeq and is a predicted model, not a curated record. NCBI's taxonomy places the organism in Eukaryota, Metazoa, Arthropoda, Insecta, Hymenoptera, Cynipidae.